Liolophura sinensis is the source of this 4933-nucleotide messenger RNA. Its product is annotated as protocadherin Fat 4-like. NCBI's taxonomy places the organism in Eukaryota, Metazoa, Mollusca, Polyplacophora, Chitonida, Chitonidae. Bases 416 to 4933 code for a protein of 1505 amino acids. The record is from RefSeq and is a predicted model, not a curated record. Gene Ontology annotation, cellular component: membrane. Gene Ontology annotation, molecular function: calcium ion binding. The transcript has 34 exons. Gene Ontology annotation, biological process: homophilic cell-cell adhesion.
CCCAGAUGGGGUUCGUUACACCAUUACUGGAAAUGCCGAUGCUCAGUCCACUUUCACCAUCAAUAUCAUCACAGGGGAAAUCCUACUAGUGGCUCCACUGAACAGGGCUGCCUAUCAGAUCAGAGUAACAGCCAAUGACCUUGGCAGACCACAAAGGUCAAAUGUCACCACGGUAUUUGUAACAGUAUUGCCUGACCCUAUACCUGUGUUUUCACAACUGAGAUAUCGUCGUAACAUCUCAGACGACGUAAGUGUGGGAUAUGAGGUUGUCCGCGUAUCUGCAACAGAACCAAAUCUGCAGGAAACUGUAGUGUAUGAAGCUGCUGGGGUUUGGUGUUAGCCGCGUUUUUCCUUUGGGGUCAACAGAACCACAGGUGCUGUCACGGUCCCGAGGAGAGCUUAAAGAGAGACUCCUAUGCUAAUGACAACUAUGUGUUGUAUGUGGAGGCCUAUGACACGGCUAACCCUGACAACAGAGCACGUGGCGGAGGUGAUCAUUGACGUGACCCGUAACCCCAAUUACCCAACCUUUAGACCCGGGGUGUUCAGGGCUAGGAUACAGGAUAACCACAUACCUGGCAGAUGGGUGAUCAAUGUCACAGCCACUGACCAAGACGGGGACAGUCUAAUAUACAGCCUGUUACCCAGUGAUAAUACAGUCACGGGAGGCACCUCUCUUAACUACUUCUACAUCCAACAGUCAACGGGCUCCAUUUUCCUGCGCACCUCACUGCAGGAUACCACCACCCCACAGUUCUCUAUGAAAGUGCGAGCGACAGACAAUGGCUUUCCACCUAAGAGUGCAGAGGCAACUGUGAUCAUAGAUGUGGUCAAAGACCAGCCUCCUGUGUUGCAGCCAUCUUACCAGGCUCUGGUCAAUGAAACAGACAGAACAGGAACGUUUAUCAUCACUAUUACUGCCACAGACCCUGAUGCACAGGGCCCAGUCUGGUACGAGAUCAUCAACAACGGUGUGGCGUCUCGUCUGUUUGGCAUAGACAGGAACACAGGCCGUGUGACAGUACAGGGAGACCUCACCAGUGAUGCCAGCCCCAUCUAUGUGCUGAGAAUAAGAGCCUAUGAUUCGCAAAACCCUAGUUCAGACAGUACCACUGACCUGAUCAUACAAGUCAACCGUAAUAACAACGACCCAUCAUUUGAACGCACCACUUACAGUCAAGAUGUUAGUGAUGGCACAAGUUUGGGAACAGUGAUUAUAACUGUCACUGCCAGUGAUAGAGAUGGGGAUCGUCUGACAUACAAUAUAACAGGCGACUCAGUCUGUCAGCAGUAUUUCUUCAUUCAUGUCGUCAGAGGAGAGGUUAUUCUAAAGGAACCUUUGCUUGGCGUUGCUGGCAGAACUAUAAAUUGUAUUUUGGAAGUGUCCGAUAACGGGUUCCCUGUUAGUAAUACUGGUAAUGCCAAUCUGCAAGUCACAGUGACGGGCGUGGCACCACCCAGAUUCGAGAGUUCAACGUAUAGGAUCACCAUUGACGAGUCAAGAAGAGUCAAUAGCAGUAUUCUGGAGGUCCGACGAUAUGUUAGGCCAGGAACUGUACCUACGCCUGUGCGGUAUGAGCUGGUGGGUGAAUACCCAGCUCAGGACUUCUUCAUGGUGGACCCCGUGACUGGCUGGAUCCGGGUCAAGUCUCCUCUCACCCAGGACAGUCUACAGAGGACCAUCUACACUUUGAAUGUGACAGUGUACGAAACAGCGAGUCCCCAGUCCCGUGGUUACGCGCAGGUGUAUGUAACCGUAAACCGUAAUGAUGGGCUUCCACUGUUCAAUCCCACCCAGUACAACGCCCGCAUUGAUGAGACCGUUGCUCCAAAUACGGCUGUCAUCACACUAAGACUCACAGAUCCCACUGGGAAAACAUGCAGUGUUGUUGGCACCCCAGAAGCAGUGCCAUACUUCCGUGUGGAUCCAUCAGCCUGUAUUGUCCGAGUCAACAGACCACUAACUGAGGACCCCUCAAACAGAACCAUCUACACUCUGAUUGUGGAAGCCAGAGAAAACACUGGUGUGAACCCACGCAGGGCCAAUGCCACGGUGACUAUACAGGUGACGCGUGACUUGUCUGCCCCACGAAUGAUCAACCUGCCAUCAACAAUCAGAAUUUCAGAGAACCAAGACUUGCAGUCCACUAUAUUUACUGUUCAGGGAUUGGAUAGUGAUCUCAAGGGUCGCCUGCAGUAUGAGUUGAUGGGUGUGUACCCAGCUAGAACCUUUUUUGGCAUCAGAAAGGACAGUGGUCAAGUCUAUGUUCACACCAACCUUACAGCUGAUUCUACAGAACGAGAACAUUACGAGCUGGAAAUCCACAUUUACGACAGCCUGUUCCCAAACAACCGGGUCCCAGGUCGUCUGUAUGUCAACGUGUCCAGAAAUGCCUCGCCCCCAAGGUUCUCUGAUAAUUUUUACCGAGCAGACGUCUUCACUAGUGACCCAAGAGGCAAGCUGGUCCUCCAGCUCAUAGCCGAUGACCCGGAUGGAGACACACUGCUGUAUCGUAACCUUGGAAACCAGACUGUCCAGGAGUAUCUGUUUGUCAAUCCAAGAACAGGGGAAAUAACGCUGAACAAGAAACUCCCCUUUACCCGACGGGAAGUCUUCAGGUUCCCUGUGGAAGUUGACGACCAGAGAAGCAACCGGUUGACAGACAGAGCUGAAGUGACGGUGACAGUGAUUGUGGCCAGCUCACCUGCCUUCACCAGUACUAUGACCACAGAGGUCAAGGUUACUGAAGAGGUUAACACUGGAAUACAUCAAGUGGUGGCCAGAGAUCCCAGGGAUCCUACUGCUGUCAUCCUGUACAGAAUGGAGAGUCUGGAGCCAGACAGCUCUUACUUCCGUCUGACGGAGAAUGGCCGCCUAUUUGUACAGAGACCGCUCACAGAUGAUCCAAUUAAGAGGAGGACGCAAUACACUCUGAUCAUGACUGCAUACAAACAGUCUGACCCUAACUUAUCCACCUCAGCCACCUUCAUUGUCAAGGUGAUUCACAACAACUUUGAGCCUGUGUUUGUGGACAGUAUCUAUAGAGGUACAGCUAAUGACUAUGACCCCAUUGGUCAGUCAAUCGUCCGAGUAUCUGCUUACGACAAUGAUACAAUCACGAGCCCUGAGGGUCAGCUGGUGUACAGCCUUUCAGGGGGAGAGAAUCAGUACUUCUCCAUCGACCAAUACUCAGGUGUGAUUAGUGUGAGAAGGAUACUCGCCGAAGCCCCAAAUGUGAACACCUACAGGUUUCUUGCUCUGGCUGAGGACCAAGGGUUUGACCGUCGUACUUCCACAGCUUCUGUCAUCAUCACUGUUAGCCACAACAGAUUUGAUCCAGUGUUUGACAGACGGAAUUACAGGGUGCCUGUUAACGAAACCUGGAAUAUCAACAAUGUAUUAGUGACUGUCUCAGCCACUGAUGAUGAUCCUCCUAACACACCCAAUAGUGAUAUCACGUACAGGAUUGUGGGACCACCAGAUGUGUUCAGCUUCUUCUUCAUUAACAGUAAGACGGGUCAGGUGUUUGCCAGGACCAGUCUGAGCCAGGUGCCUAACAACACUGUUGAGUCUACAUAUGAGAGAACAAUAUCCUCUGAGGAGAUUAUCCCACAUACGGUCAUCACGCUCAGUACUAAGGAUCCUUCUCCUAAGGGUCGCCUUCUUUUCCGUAUCUUUGGGCGUGGCCUUGCUCCCACAUACUUCAGUUUGAACCCAAGAGGAGAUGGCAGUGUUGACUUGAUCCUUCGACAGUCUGUAGAGAAUAUCGACACCGAAGUAUUCUACGUGGAUGUGGAAGUAUAUAGAGAGGGUGCUCAAACUGAACGUGGUUCGGCCGUGGUGAGGGUCAACAUUGAUAGGAACCAUGCUCCCUACUUCCUGCACGGCACGCUUAACUACUCUAUACCAGAGAACCAACCUUUGACACAACCAUUUGGUGACGUGAAUGCUGCUGAUGAGGAUACGGGUGAGAGAGGUGACAUUACAUAUCAGCUCGUAUCACAAUCGCCACCUGGAAACAAGAACUACUUCUUCGUGAACCCGUACAACGGUAACCUGUCUGUGAUUGCCCCACUCACUGAAGACUCUGUGGAGGAAUACACGCUGAUUAUUUCUGCCACUGACAAUGCUCGUCUCCAGAAGAGGGCCUUAGUCACGGUGCGAGUGAAGAUCUUGCGUAACAACAACCCGCCCAAGUUCAGCAAGAAUCAGUAUGAUGGGUUUAUCAAUGCCUCUUCCACCCCGGGCAGUCCCGUAACUCAGGUGUCAGCCACAGAUGAUGAUGGGGAUGCCAUUCGCUACAGCAUUGACCAGGAAGGUGUGGAUCAGCUUCGUUUUGCUAUUAACCCUACAACAGGGCAGAUAACACUGCGAGCCAAGCUGGAAUCGGAAUCUAACACAGAAUACAGGUUCACAGUACGGGCAACUGACACUGGAACACCUCCAAAACACGACACUGCAGUUGUUAUAGUUCAGGUUACUAGAAACUUUCACAAGCCAGAGUUCACAGAGCAAGAGUACAACACAACUAUCUCAGAGUACCAUCCAGCCAGGAGACCCGUCAUCACUGUACAAGCCACAGACAAGGACCUUGAUGCUAAGAGUCGCUCAGUAGUCUACAGCAUUCUGACUGAAACCAAGUACUUCUACAUAUCCAGAGGUGGCGGUCAAAUCUAUGUGGACAGUGAACUGACCACUCCCCAGGCUAAUGACACAUUUGUGCUUGAGGUAGAAGCCAGAGAUGAGGGCAUACCACCACGAGCCGCCACUACCAGAGUUGUCAUCCAUGUCCAGCGUAACCUGUUUGCUCCUACGGCUGAUCCUACAGUGUACAGAAGUGAGAUUGUGGACACCUUCCCAGCUGGAUCUGCUAUCUUGUACAUCAGUGCAACAGACAGAGAUUCACUGGAUCCUCUUAACAAAGAUGAGUAA